Mollisia scopiformis is the source of this 1464-nucleotide messenger RNA. RefSeq names its product CYP-42 P450 monooxygenase. The record is from RefSeq and is a predicted model, not a curated record. Gene Ontology annotation, molecular function: heme binding; iron ion binding; monooxygenase activity. The transcript is spliced from 6 exons. NCBI's taxonomy places the organism in Eukaryota, Fungi, Ascomycota, Leotiomycetes, Helotiales, Mollisiaceae. Bases 1 to 1464 code for a protein of 487 amino acids.
AUGUGCUACCUGAUAUCUUUCUUCUUCCAGAGAUCUUCCAAUCUCCCAUCGAUUAAUUACGACAAGUCCCAAUGGACAUACUUUCCGGCCAAGUCAAAGUUUAGGACGCAUGCUAAGAAACUCAUCGCCCAAGGAUUUCAGAAGUUUUCUGGCCCCUUCAACCUCAUAACGGAUCUUGGUCCUCUUGUCAUGCUUCCUCCAGAAUAUAUAGAUGCAGUCAAUCAGGAACGCAAGUUGGAUUUUACUCAGUAUACCGCACAGGAUCUUCUUUCAAAGUAUGAUACAUUCAAAAGCUUCCGUGGAACGGCCCCUGGCCUCAUCGAAGAAGCUGUCAUGAAGGGCUUGACUCGAAGUCUGCCAAAGUUUACGAAAGUACUCUCUGAAGAGAUGACAAGAUGUUUGAGUGAAUCAUGGGUAGAGUCUACGGAGUGGCAUGAAGUUGAUUUGAGAGAAGACGUGCUUAACUGGGUUGCACGUCUCUCCUCACGCAUCUUCAAUGGAGAUCCACUCACCACCAACAGCGAGUGGAUCCGCAUUUCGAAAGAAUUCACAGUCAACAUCUUCACCGCAGUUGCGAUCUGUAAAAUGAUCCCCUAUCCUCUCCGCUGGUUUGCGGAAAGAACACUCCCUGUUUGCCGCAGAGUCCGAGCAGAUCGCAGAGCAGGUGCGAAAAUGCUGGCCCCAAUUAUCGCAGAACGAAAAGCAGAAAUAGCCGCCGCUCAACGUGAAGGACGAGCACCAGUCCUACCCGAUGAUUCUAUAGAGUGGCUUCGAAAUGCUGCAAAGAGUCGAAAAUAUGACGAUGUCCUUUUACAACUAGGUUUGUCAAUGGCAGCUAUCCACACAACAAGUGAUCUCUUAGGCCAAGCACUGUUGAACCUUGGUGCGCAUCCAGAAAUGAUUGAGCCUCUUCGCACUGAGGCUGUCGAAGUUUUGAGAGCCCACGGAUGGAGCAAAGUGGCUUUGACCGAACUUCGCAUUAUGGACAGUUUCUUCAAGGAGACGCAACGUCUCAAGCCUAUCAAUAUGGCGUCGAUGCAUCGCCUCGCGACAGCUGAUGUGGAGCUUCCCAAUGGAGUCAAGAUUCGCAAGGGCGAGAAAAUAGCCAUUUCGUCCCAUCGUAUGUGGUCUGAGGCCGACUACGAGGACCCUGAGACAUUUGAUGGGUACCGCUUCGUGAAGCGCCGCAAGGUCCCGGGCUUGGAACACAAGAGUCACCUCAUCUCAACAAGUCAUGAACAUACUGCGUUCUCCCACGGAAAGCACGCAUGCCCUGGACGCUUCUUUGCUGCGAAUGAGGUUAAGAUUGCUAUGGUGCACUUACUUUUGAAAUAUGACAUGAGGCUGGAAGAGCCGAAGGACGCGGGUUGGCUGGAGUAUGGAACUAACAUGUUCACAAAUCCCAAGGCGAGGAUGAGCGUGAGGAGAAGGAAAGAGGAGAUUGAUUUGGAUGGUAUGCGAUAA